Messenger RNA from Podarcis raffonei (Aeolian wall lizard), 3291 nucleotides. RefSeq names its product zinc finger protein 850-like. Gene Ontology annotation, molecular function: RNA polymerase II cis-regulatory region sequence-specific DNA binding; DNA-binding transcription activator activity, RNA polymerase II-specific. The transcript is spliced from 3 exons. The record is from RefSeq and is a predicted model, not a curated record. Lineage: Eukaryota; Metazoa; Chordata; Lepidosauria; Squamata; Lacertidae. Gene Ontology annotation, biological process: regulation of transcription by RNA polymerase II. Gene Ontology annotation, cellular component: nucleus. Bases 40 to 2700 code for a protein of 886 amino acids.
GGAGCUUCCGCUUCCUGUCCCGCUUGGGGGGGGGGCGGGAUGCCGGAAAUGGCGGCGGCUGUCCUUCCUCGCGGAGGCGCUGGAGGAGAUGUUGAAGGGAUGCUGGCAGAAGGGGAACAAUCAGAAGUGUCACCGAAAGGAUCCAAAGAGCAAAGGGAUCUGAGGGUUCAAGAUGGAGGCAGCAGGCGAGAGGGGAGACGAAAGCAGAAGCCGGAGGGUGACUCUUGUACGUCUCAGGGUGGUGAAAAUCAAAUUUCUAGAGAGGAGAAAAAGCAUGAAUGCACCGUGUGUGGAAAGAGAUUGGGUAGUCACUCAACUCUUACUUUACAUCAAAGAGUACAUACAGGAGAGAAACCAUAUAUAUGUUCCGAGUGUGGAAAGAGCUUCAGUCAAUGUGGCCAGCUUACUAGGCAUCAACGAACUCAUACAGGAGAGAAACCGUAUAAAUGCUUGGAGUGUGGAAAGUGCUUCAGUGGCAGUAGUUCCCUCACCUUGCAUCUACGAACUCAUACAGGAGAGAAACCGUAUAAAUGUUCAGAGUGUGGAAAGUGCUUCAGUGGCAGUAGUUCCCUCACCUUGCAUCUACGAACUCAUACAGGAGAGAAACCGUAUAAAUGUUCAGAGUGUGGAAAGUGCUUCAGUGGUUGUGGCCAGCUUACUAGGCAUCAAAGAUCUCAUACAGGGGAGAAACCGUAUACAUGUUCAGAGUGUGGAAAGAGCUUCAGUGACAAUGGUGCCCUUACCUCGCAUCAAAGAUCUCAUACAGGGUUAAAACCGUACACAUGUUCAGAGUGUGGAAGGAGCUUCACUCAAAGUAGCACCCUUAAGUCGCAUCAAAGAACUCAUACAGGGGAGAAACCGCAUAUGUGUUUGGAGUGUGGAAUGAGCUUCACUCACAGCCAUACGCUUACUAGACAUCAACAAACUCAUCGAGGCAGCAAACCUUAUAUAUGCUGGGAAUGUGGCAAGAGCUUCAGUCGCAUUGACUCCCUUUCCUCGCAUGAAAGAAUUCAUAUAGGGGAGAAACGAUAUACAUGUUUGGAGUGUGGAAAGAGCUUCAGCCACAGUUGCAGCCUUAACUUGCAUCAAAAAUUGCACACGGGAGAGAAACCUUAUAAAUGUUUGGAGUGUGGCAAGAGCUUCUGUCGCGGUAGCCAACUCACAUUGCAUCAACGAACUCAUACAGGAGAGAAACCGUAUACAUGUUCAGAGUGUGGAAGGAACUUCAGGUGCAGUAGCUCCCGUACGUUGCAUCAAAGAACUCAUACAGGAGAGAAACCGUAUACAUGUUUGGAGUGUGGAAAAAGCUUCAGGUGCAGUAGCUCCCUUAAGUCGCAUCGCCAAAUCCACACUGGGGAGAAACCAUAUCAGUGCAGAGAAUGCGGAAAGACAUUCAGUCAGAAAAUGUAUCUUACGACUCAUAAAAGAAUUCAUACAGGGGAGAAGCCAUAUAAGUGCUUGGAAUGUGGAAAGGGCUUCAGCCAGAAGAUACACCUAACUUUCCACCAAAGAAUUCAUACAGGGGAAAAACCAUACCAGUGCUUGGAAUGCGGGAAGAGCUUCAUCAGAAGUUCAAACCUCACUUUGCAUCAAAGAAUCCACACAGGGGAGAAGCCAUAUCAGUGCUUGGAAUGUGGGAAAAGUUUCAUUCGAAGCACAAAUCUUACUCUGCACCAGAGAAUCCACACGGGCGAGAAGCCGUAUCAGUGUCUGGAAUGUGGAAAGAGCUUCAGCCAACGUUGUAGCCUUACUUCUCAUCAGAGAAUCCACACAGGGGAGAAACCGUUUGAGUGUCUGGAAUGUGGAAAGAGCUUCACGCAUAAGAUAAGUUUCACUUAUCAUCAAACGACUCACACAGGGGAGAAACCAUAUCAGUGUGUGGAAUGCGGGAAGAGCUUCAGUCAGCGUUGCACCCUGACUUCUCAUCAGAGAAUCCACAGGGUGGAGAAACCGUAUAAAUGCCUGGAAUGUGGAAAGGGCUUUACGUGGAAGAUAGGCCUCGCUGCUCAUCAAACAACUCAUACAGGGGAGAAACCAUAUCGGUGCUUAGAGUGUGGAAAGAGCUUCAGCCAUAAGGGGAGCCUCACCUAUCAUCAGAGAAUCCACACAGGGGAGAAGCCAUAUCAGUGCAUGGAAUGUGGGAAGAGCUUCAGUCACCGAUGCACCCUAACUUCUCAUCAGAGAAUCCACACAGGAGAGAAACCAUAUCAGUGCCUCGAAUGUGGAAAGAGCUUUAAAGAGAAGAGCAGGCUCACUUUUCACCGAAGGACUCACACUGGGGAGAAGCCAUACAAAUGCUUGGAAUGCGGAAAGGGCUUCACGCAGAAGAUAGGCCUCUCUGCUCACCAGACAGCUCAUACAGGGCAGAAACCGUAUACCUGCUUGGAAUGCGGAAACGGCUUCACGAGAAGAUCAAGCCUUAAUCUGCAUCAGAGAAGUCACAGCGGCGAGAAGCCAUAUCAAUGCCCCGAGUGCGGAAAGAGCUUCACUAGACGGUCCGGUCUGAAUUUGCAUCAAAGAACUCACACAGCGGUGAAAUCAUAUAAGUGCUUAGAGUGUGGAAAUAACUACAAUAAUAAGAUAAACCUCACGUAUCAUCAGAGAACUCACAGAAGCAAUUUGAAUAUGCAGCAAAAUCUUGUAUCCCACAUGAAACAGGAGUUUGAUUGUGAGGACCCACAUCGGACAUGCACUGUAUAAAUGAACGCUAAGCAGGGAGCAACAUACUGUACCUAUCCUGAGCAACGGCAACAAGGGAACUGAAGCAUUUUCUUUUAGCUUUGCUCCUUUUCUAAUACAAAAUUUGAAAUCACCGCUGCUCCCCUCUGCCCUCCCCAUCCAUCCUUCCUCUCCUGAGCACGUAGUGAUGCUUCCAUGUGGGAGCAUUCAGCUCCUAUGUGUGGUCGGCGCUGGCCAAAGGAUCUGCCCAAGGGCAUUUCCAAAAUGCGGUGCCUCCUGGUAAUGGAUUUUGGGACAUGUUGGGGGGCCUCACUAUCUGGAGGAUGAUAUAAUCAAGGCUCCCAUGCCUGCUCAGGUGUAUGCGUAUUGGGAGGAGGGGAAAGGGGGAAGACAAAAAAGGAAGACAGAGUAUAGACAUCAACACAGUCUCUAGCUAAAAAUGCAUUAAAAGAAUACUUUGAAUUGAAUAAAAAUCAAGUUGAUGACGUAAGGGCACUCUGGGAUGCUGGUAAAGCAGUGAUCAGGGGAUAUUUCAUAAAACAAGGCAUAAGAAUAAAAAAGGAAAGCGAAAAGGAAAAAAACAAAAUUAAUGGAAGAAAUAAGGGAAAAAGA